AUGUCAUCAACCGAUGUGGUUGUAGCGUCAGAAGAACAACCACCAUCACCACCACCACAGAAUGGAGGACUGCAAGGAAAGAAGCUCUCUUCGCAGACGCUCCGGCGAUUCGACUCUUUGGAUGCCGAAUCCGGUCACAUUCGUGGCCAUGACGGCCACCAUUCCAAGGCGGUGGAUUGGGCGACGAUAUUGCAGUUGGCAUUCCAAAGCAUAGGGAUAGUGUACGGUGACAUCGGAACGUCACCACUUUAUGUGUAUGCAAGCACCUUCACUAAUGGGAUAAAGAACAACGAUGACAUAUUAGGUGUCCUCUCCAUGAUCUUCUACACCCUCGUUCUUAUCCCUCUCGUCAAGUAUGUCUUCAUCGUCCUCCAAGCUAACGACAACGGCGAUGGGGGAACGUUCGCGCUAUAUUCCUUGAUAUGUAGGUACGCGAAGGUAGGGCUGAUACCAAGUCAACAAGCAGAGGAUAGAGAAGUUUCAAAUUUCCGGCUUGAGUUGCCCAACAAUGGCCGCCUCCGCCGAGCAUCAAAAGUUAAGUCCGCACUUGAGAAGAGCAAUUCCGCCAAGUAUUUCCUACUCUUUGCAACCAUGUUGGGUACUGCCAUGGUCAUUGGGGAUGGGGUCCUCACUCCUUGUAUCUCAGUCUUAUCAGCAGUGGGAGGAAUCAAACAAGCCACGAGUGCUGUGACUGAAGAUGCAAUUGUUUGGAUAUCAGUGGCUAUAUUGAUAGUUUUGUUCGUUGUUCAAAGAUUUGGAACUGACAAAGUUGGAUAUAGUUUUGCUCCAAUUAUUUGUAUUUGGUUCAUCUUAAUCGGUGGCAUUGGUCUCUACAACUUCAUCAAGUAUGAUCCUGCUGUAGUAAAAGCCCUUAAUCCUAAAUACAUCAUAGAUUACUUUAGUAGAAACAAGAAGGAAGCAUGGAUUUCACUGGGUGGUAUUGUAUUAGCUAUAACAGGAACUGAAGCAAUGUUUGCUGAUCUUGGACACUUCACAGUUAGAUCCAUUCAGAUAAGCAUGUGUUCAGUAACAUUCCCUUCUCUUGUCCUGGCAUAUACUGGCCAAGCAUCUUACCUUCGUAAACAUAAUGACGACGUAUUAGAUACGUUUUAUAAAUCCAUUCCAGAUUCUUUAUAUUGGCCCAUGUUUGUUGUGGCUGUUAUGGCAUCGAUUAUAGCUAGUCAGGCCAUGAUCUCUGGCACAUUCUCAAUCAUCCAACAGUCCUUGUCGCUUGGAUGCUUCCCUCGUGUCAAGAUAGUUCACACAUCGACAAAGUAUGAAGGACAAGUUUAUGUUCCUGAGAUCAAUUACCUGCUAAUGUUGGCAUGUGUAGGAGUCACUUUAGGAUUCAGGACAACUACAAAGAUUGGAAAUGCCUAUGGGAUUGCUGUGGUGUUUGUGAUGACUCUCACUUCAUCUUUUGUAGCACUCAUCAUGAUAAUGAUAUGGAAAACCAACAUACUCCUUGUAAUUGCUUAUGUUCUGGUCAUAGGCUCAGUUGAACUCAUAUAUCUAAGUUCAGUACUCUACAAAUUUGAUCAAGGUGGGUAUCUCCCCUUAGCCUUCACAGCAGUCCUGAUGACCAUAAUGUAUGUUUGGAACUUUGUAUACCGCAAGAAAUACUACUAUGAGCUAGACCACAAGAUUUCUCCUGAGAAGCUUAGAGAUAUUGCUGCAAACACCAACAUAUGUCGAAUCCCUGGACUCGCCAUCUUCUACUCUGAAUUGGUUCAAGGCAUUCCACCCAUCUUCGAGCACUACAUUGAAAAUGUACCUGCAAUGCAUUCAGUCCUCGUCUUUGUUGCUAUCAAAUCACUUCCCAUGAGCAAGGUUCCGGUGGAGGAGCGGUUUCUCUUCAGGCGAGUCGGACCACGUGAACUUAAUGUCUUUCGUUGUGUGGUUAGGUAUGGAUACACCGAUGUACGGAAUGACAAAGAACCCUUUGAAAGAACAUUGGUGGACAGAUUAAAGGAAUACAUUAGUGAGGAUCAGUGGUUGUCACCAGUAAUAGACAAUGGUGAUGGAGAGGGUAACAGUAAGGGUGAGAGUGUGGAUAGGGAGGAAAAGACUGUUGUUGAAAAGAAGGAAGGUGAAGUGGUGGAGAAAGAGCUAGAGGUGGUGGACAGAGGUUGGCACUCAGGAGUUGUUCACUUGGUGGGUGAGAGUGAGGUGGUAGCAGGAAAAGGUUCUAGUUUUGGGAAGAGGGUAUUGAUAAAUUAUGCUUAUAACUUCUUGAGGAGGAAUUUGAGACAAAGUUAUAAGGUGUUUGAUAUCCCUUCUAAGCGUCUUGUGAAAGUAGGAAUGACAUAUGAGCUUUAGAGCAAUGAAGAAGUACUAUAAGUAAGGAGGAAGUCUACCAAUCUAGUCUCAAUAGAAGAAGAAGAAGAAAGUUUGGAAGAAGUGAAUUAUAUGGC
This is a messenger RNA of Telopea speciosissima, 2414 nucleotides long. RefSeq names its product potassium transporter 5-like. Gene Ontology annotation, molecular function: potassium ion transmembrane transporter activity. Bases 1 to 2319 code for a protein of 772 amino acids. Gene Ontology annotation, biological process: potassium ion transmembrane transport. Gene Ontology annotation, cellular component: membrane. The record is from RefSeq and is a predicted model, not a curated record. NCBI's taxonomy places the organism in Eukaryota, Viridiplantae, Streptophyta, Magnoliopsida, Proteales, Proteaceae. The transcript is spliced from 9 exons.